This is a messenger RNA of Camelus dromedarius (Arabian camel), 2455 nucleotides long. RefSeq names its product CTD small phosphatase 1 (gene CTDSP1). Gene Ontology annotation, molecular function: RNA polymerase II CTD heptapeptide repeat phosphatase activity. The transcript has 7 exons. The coding region runs from base 119 to 904 and encodes 261 amino acids. The record is from RefSeq and is a predicted model, not a curated record. Lineage: Eukaryota; Metazoa; Chordata; Mammalia; Artiodactyla; Camelidae.
GCGGGGAUCCCUCCCUCCCACCCCUCCCCUCCCCCCCGCGCCCCGAUUCCGGCCCGAGCCGGGGGGGAGGCCGGGCGCCCGGGCCAGAGUCCGGCCGGAGCGGAGCGCGCCCGGCCCCAUGGACAGCUCGGCCGUCAUUACUCAGAUCAGCAAGGAGGAAGCGCGGAGCCCGCUACGGGGCAAAGGUGACCAGAAGUCAGCGGCUUCUCAGAAGCCCCGGAACCGGGGCAUCUUCCACUCCCUUUUCUGCUGUGUCUGCCGGGAAGAUGGGGAGGCCCUGCCUGCCCACAGUGGGGCUCCCCUGCUCGUGGAGGAGAACGGUGCCGUCCCCAAGCAGACCCCAGUCCAGUACCUGCUCCCCGAGGCCAAGGCCCAGGACUCGGACAAGAUCUGCGUGGUCAUCGACCUGGAUGAGACCCUGGUGCACAGCUCCUUCAAGCCAGUGAACAAUGCCGACUUCAUCAUCCCUGUGGAGAUUGAUGGGGUGGUUCACCAGGUCUAUGUGCUGAAGCGGCCCCACGUCGAUGAAUUCCUGCAGCGGAUGGGAGAGCUCUUUGAAUGCGUGCUGUUCACCGCCAGCCUUGCCAAGUACGCAGACCCAGUAGCUGACCUGCUGGACAAGUGGGGGGCCUUCCGGGCGCGGCUGUUUCGUGAGUCAUGCGUCUUCCACCGGGGGAACUACGUGAAAGACCUGAGCCGGCUGGGCCGAGACCUUCGGCGGGUGCUCAUCCUAGACAACUCACCCGCCUCCUACGUCUUCCAUCCAGAUAACGCCGUACCCGUGGCCUCGUGGUUUGACAACAUGAGUGACACGGAGCUCCACGACCUCCUGCCUUUCUUCGAGCAGCUCAGCCGCGUGGAUGACGUGUACUCAGUGCUCAGGCAGCCUCGGCCCGGCAGCUAGUGAGGCGCCAUGGGGCCAGGACCUGCCCCUGACCAUACCCGCACCCCUCACACAUGGACUCUUCCUUAAGAAAACUCAGCGCCAUAGGGAAGUGGGGGUCCCCCCACCAGCCUGGCCAGGCUGUGAAGCGGGGCAGCAGGCUGCACCGAGGGCAGUAAGCCCCUGGGUCCCUGUGUCAGUGCCUUACGACCUCCUCCUUCCUGGGGGACCUGUGGGGCCCUGCGUGCUGCUCCCCCUUUCUCUCUCUCUUUCUCUCUGCACCGCCAUGUUUCUCUGCUGCCAAAUUGGGCCCUUUGGCCCCUUAUGGUUCUGCCUGGGGGAGGGGCAGGGGUCUUGCUGCCCCACACCUUAGGCCCCCAGCCUGGGAACAGUGGACACCAAGUGCCUUGCAUAGUGCCCUCUUCCCUGCCUGGUUUUCCCAGGGCCACAAUCCGGGUCAGCUACUGCUUGGAACAACCUUCAGGUUGCUGCAAUCUAGGCUGGUGGGGGAGGACCCAGUCUCUUCACCUCCUCUCUUGGGACUGAUACAGCCCCCCACCAAUCUGCCUAGGAGGGCAAGAAGGGAGAAGAUCUGUUACUACUUAUGAAGGGAGUAGGGCCCCAGCAUCAAGCUUCUCUGGGCUUGUCAGUACCUGAAGGCUGCUUCCCACAUCACCUGAGCUCCAACCGCUCACGUCCACUUUGACUGUCCCGAGGCCCUGGGGUUCGGCCCCCAGGUCCCAGCAUGGGGGCAGAGGCAGGAUCCCUUUGCGGUGCCAUAUAAAUAUGUAUAUGUGUAUAUAGAUUUUUAGGGGAAGGGGAGAGGGAAGGGUUGUGGUAGAGACACCCCUCCCACACCUCUUUCCUGGGCCCAUUAAUUGUGGGGAGGGAGGGAAAGGAUUUUUACAUUUUUUAAACUUCUAUUUUCUGAAUGAAACAGGCUGGGCCAAGGGGCCCCAGGCCCUGUCCUCUGUCCCUCACACCCUCUUUGCUCCGUUCAUUCAUUCAUUUAAAAAAACAUUUCUUGAGCACCUUCUCUGUGCCCAGUGCUAUGCGAGGCCCUCCAGCAUAGGUGUGUGGGAGUCUCUACACCACCUGACUGGUGCCUCUCUGACCCACCCCAUACUUCACCGGUGCCUUUAGGGGAUCUGUAGGAGGUGGACCCUUCUUGUGGGGUUUGGGGGUCUCCAGGAAGCCUGACCAAGCUGUCCCCCUCCCCUGUGCCAACCCACCCCUGCAAUCCUCUGCCUUGCCCCCUGCUGGCUGGGGGUUAGCUCCCAGGACAUCUGCCUUCCAGCUCUGACUCCUUUAUCUGGAACCCCUCCCCCAAAUGUAGAGUCUGGAGGUUAAGGCCUUGGGCUCUCCCCAGGGCCUAAAGGUUAAGGGGACCCACGUACCAGUGCCAAGGGGGAUGUCAAGUAGAGAUGCCAUUGCCCCUUCCUCCAGGAGAGCUGGGGAUGUGAGGGAGGACAAGGUUGGUCUGAAUCGGGUGACCCUCCCAUUUAAGUGCCUUCUCUGUUACGGAGAGCCCCACAGUGUGAUAACUAAAGAGAAAGCCAGACCCCCCCUUUA